CCCUGCAAGUUCGGAUCGUUACUACAAGAACAUUUGUCUCAGUGGAUUAUCCUCACUGUCAGGAGCCCAGCCAGAAUGAAACUAGUUCACGUAGCCCUGCUCUAUCUCGGCUCUGUGACCUUCUUCGGGGUGGAUGCUGCAAGGGUGGACGUAGCGACAGAGUUCAAAAGAAAAUGGACGAAAUGGGCACUGAGCCGAGCCAAGCGGGACGUGAAGUCUUCGGGCGCGCUCCGGGGACUGGGGGCAGCCGCCGACGUGCAGCCGCUCAUACGGACCCAGGACGUGAAGGAGGAUCCCCGAGUCUCGCAUCCCAGCAGCCGGGAGGAUGCUCACAUCCGCGUCAAGCGCUACCGCCAGAGCAUUAACAGCUUCGCCCACUUCCAAGCCAUCCGCACGGGGUGCCGGUUCGGGACGUGCACGGUGCAGAAGUUGGCCCAUCAGAUCUACCAGCUGACCGACAAGGAUAAGGACGACGCCGCCCCCGCCAGCAAGAUCAGCCCCCAGGGCUACGGCCGCAGGCGGCGCUCCCUGCCCGAGCGCCGCAGCCCGGCGCGCUCCCCCCGGGCCGGGCGGCGCCCCUGGACGCAGCAGUCGCAGCCCCUCGCCCCCGUCCUCGGGGUCUGAGAGCCGCACUACCCGGCCGAGGCCGUCUCGGAUGGAUGGACUGAGGCACGAACGCUCCGGAGGUCCGCCGCCGCUCGGGAGCCGCCGCCAGGAUUCGUGGAGAGCGCCCGUCCGGGCGGGACCCCGGCGCGCCCUCCCUGGGCCGGGGGUGGCGGAGCGGCGGGCCGCGUCGCCAGGGCCCGGCAGGGCGAGGGGCGGCCGGUCCCGCGGCCCCCGCCCGCGCCCGGCGCGGGGAAGCUGUGAAGGCCGCGUCCCGCUGGGGACGCGCAGGGGCUGCUCCCCCCGCCCGCCGCAGCGGCGGGGCGGUCACUGACUCUUUACCCUCCCCGGGCGAGGCACCGCCGGCUCCCGCGCCCGCCGCCGCCUGGGACUGGAAGGCGACCGGCCUGCGGCCGCCAGAGGCGCCGCUGCCCCGCCGGCCGCCAUGUCGCCCCCUGCCCCGCCGCUGCACCCGGGGGGCCGGGCCUUCCUUGCCGGCGGGCUGCGCUCAGAGCUGUCCCGGCCCCGUCUGCCCCGAGGAGGGGUUGCUCAGGGGAGCCCCGCGG
Molecule: messenger RNA, 1169 nt
Organism: Gymnogyps californianus (California condor)
Lineage: Eukaryota; Metazoa; Chordata; Aves; Accipitriformes; Cathartidae
Gene: ADM
Product: adrenomedullin
Exons: 4
Coding region: 76-624 (182 amino acids)
Biological process (GO): adenylate cyclase-activating G protein-coupled receptor signaling pathway; regulation of systemic arterial blood pressure; adrenomedullin receptor signaling pathway
Cellular component (GO): extracellular region
Molecular function (GO): adrenomedullin receptor binding; hormone activity
Source: RefSeq, a predicted model, not a curated record